CUAAUGAUUCUGGUUGUCAAGCUUUCUUCUUGACCUCACACUCUUGGACCAUCUCCCAUAUUUCUAAGGUUUUAAGGCAAUUCUAUGAUUGGUGGGAGCUGGAGAGCUGGUAGCAAUGGAUUCUGUGGAUUCUCGUGAUGAGGAGGCACCUCUUAUUAUGGAUAAUUUGCAGAGUCCAACCCCAAAGAACCACACAAGAGAUGUGCAUAUCUUGAGCUCUGCGUUUUUGCUGAUCUUUCUUGCCCAUGGAGCUGCACAGAAUUUGGAGACUACUGUCAAUGCUUUGUAUCUUUGGUGGUUAGUGCUCUGGGUUCAAAGAAUGCUCUGGUUCUGGGGACAAGUGGUUAUUGCCUUAUUGGUAGUUCAUAGCAGCAAGUUUGAAGCCAUCAUGGUAUACCAUGGUACCAGCUUCUUUGUAUCUUGGUUUUGCUGCCUCAAUAAUAUGGGUUGUCAUGCAAGAGAUUUCAACUCUCAUGAAGGAACAGUAAUUGGCAAAUUCAAUGGAGAAUUUUGGGGAACAUUUGCCCUUCACCAGUUUGUUGGAAACCUUAUGUCACUUGCAUUGCUGAGAGAUGGAGAGGAUGGGAGUACCAGAGGCACAACUCUGCUUUUUGUUGUGUUUCUUUGUAGUAUGACACUGGGCACAAUCCUUAUGUGCUUCUUAGGUAAAACUGACAGCAAAGAAGAAAAGGGACCAGUUGAUUCUUCUGUGGUAUCUGUUUUGAAGUCAGUUAUCACUGCUUUGUGUGACAAACAGAUGCAAUUGAUCGUUCCCCUUAUUGCCUACUCAGGAUUACAGCAAGCUUUUGUGUUAACUCAUCAAUCAACUUUAGAGCUGGCUGAAUUUACCAAUUAUGUUGUGAAACCAGCCCUUGGAGAGUCUGGUGUUGGUGGUGCAAUGGCAGUGUAUGGGGCUUUUGAUGCAAGUAUGCUCGGCAGUUCUAAUAAAAAGCCUCUGUUGAGCGGUGGAGGAGCAAAGAGUGGUGGUUCUGUGAGUGGUGGUGGGUGGGAUAGUUGGGAUAAUGACGAUUCGUUUAGAUCUUCUACUGAUUUGAGGAGGAAUCAAUCUGCUAGCGAUUUUAGAGGUGGCAGUAAUGGUGGCGGGAUGGGAGGUGUGCCAGUCAGAUUGCAGUCGACAGAGGAUAUCUACAUGCGCUCGCAAUUGGAGGUUUCUGCUGGGAACAACAAGAGCUUUUUUGCCAGGAAGAUUCAAGAGAAUGAGUUGAGACCCGAAGGGAUCCCACCCUCUCAAGGUGGGAAGUAUGUCAGGUUUGGAUCAAGUCCUGUGCCCUCCCAAGGGAAUAAUAGGGAGAUGUGCUCUCUGUUGUGUCUCAGGGGAUUGGAAAGUUAUCCUUGGUUGCUGCAUCUGCUGCACAAUCUGCAGCUAGUGCUGUCCAAGUGGGCACAAGGGAGAUUUCUACUAAGAUUUUGUUCAGGCUUGAGGUCUGAGAAGGUUAAGGAAGGUGGCUAUGAUUACAAGGUUAACGAAACUGUCAAUGUUGUCACUGCAAAGACAACAGAAACUGGUCAGAAGACAUGGAGGAUCAUGAAAGGGGUCAUGGCACUUGCUAGCCAGAAGGUUGAGGAGUACACUAAAGAUGGCAUGAACUGGAAGAAUGAUAAUUGGCAACCUGAGAAUGAGAAGAAUGGUAUUAUCAAGAGUUCAAUAAACAGGAGAAUAAUAGAGGAUGGAAUUCUACGUCUUGGGGGCAAUCCAUUACCAGUGGGAAUUACUAACAACUCUUAUGGCUUGAGUUCUUGGGAUGAUUGGGACACUGAAGACAAUAGAAAAGAAGAUACCAAAAAGGGUAGUGGGAACUACACUUCUAGUGGGAAUAGCAACUCUUAUGGCUCAAGUUCUUGGGAUGAUUGGGACACUAAGGACAACAGAAAAGAAGAUAUCAAUAAGGGUAGUGGAGCUAUGCCUCUAGUCAUGACAAUAACAACUCUUAUGGCUCAAGUUCAUGGGACGACUGGGACACUAAAGAAAAUAGAAAGGGAGAUUCUAAAAUGGGAACUUUCUUGGGAUGACUGGGACACUAAGGACAAAAGAAAAGAAGAUAUCAAUAAGGGUAGUGGAGCUAUGCUUCUAGUCAUGAGAAUAACAACUCUUAUGGCUCAAGUUCAUGGGACGACUGGGACACUAAAGAAAAUAGAAAGGGAGAUUCUAAAAUGGGAACUGUUUCCCAAACAAUGAUGGUUGGGCUGGAUGGGAUGAUAGCAAGGAUGAUGGAUAUGAUAAUAUCUACCAAAGUCCACCCGAUAAGAAAGCUGUUGGUCACAAUGGGAAAUCAGAUUCAACAUGGACGGGUGGAGGCUUUCUCUAAUGUUAAUCUAUCAUAUAUUUAACCCCUUUAGUAUUUUCAUUUGGCUUAGAGUUCAUUUUAGUUGUGGGAAGUGGAUAGAAAAGUUUGUUUAGCAUAUCUUUUUUGUGUGUGUGUUUAGAUUUUAAACUAAGGAAAGAAGAGAAGAUUGGAGUAAUGGAUAAAUUAUCUCCAUGCAU
Molecule: messenger RNA, 2503 nt
Organism: Rubroshorea leprosula
Lineage: Eukaryota; Viridiplantae; Streptophyta; Magnoliopsida; Malvales; Dipterocarpaceae
Source: the annotation of a GenBank genome assembly